This is a messenger RNA of Pundamilia nyererei, 1600 nucleotides long. RefSeq lists its product as uncharacterized. The record is from RefSeq and is a predicted model, not a curated record. Lineage: Eukaryota; Metazoa; Chordata; Actinopteri; Cichliformes; Cichlidae. The transcript is spliced from 4 exons. Bases 250 to 1434 code for a protein of 394 amino acids.
UAAUGAUGCCCCUGCUGCUUCUGUUGUUCAGCUAGCGGUAAUAGACACGGCAUCAGUGACAUUAAGAAUGUAACACUAUCAUUUUAUAUUUUUAAUCACUAAAAAAAAGCUUUAAUUGGUGUGUUAAUUGUUGUUUUUUGGAGGGCGCAUGCGCGCGGCUUAUCGCUUCAGUGAGCCAGCGCAUCCUCACAUUUAACGCUAGCAUCGCCCUCUAGCACAGCCUGUCAGUACAAGUCAGUUAAAGGAAACAUGGAUUUGGUCAAAAACAGAACUUUGCACCCACAUCUCCGCGACGACGAGGCUCUGGUGGUGGAAAACGCCAUCCGGCUGGCCAUAGACUCUGUGAUAAACGUUUUGUACGGCGUAAACAGCUCCAAGAAUUACGAGUAUGAGCGGAUGGUGGCCGACAGGGACAAAGAGAUCCAGCGCCUGGAGUGCAGACUGACAGAGAUGGAGCACGAACUGCAGGUGCUGCGCCGGCAGGGAUGCACUUGCGGGCUGUUCAAGAACGAGCACAGCCUCGGCAGGUCCCGGAGCUCCGGUGACCGGCAGAAGGGAGAUCAGAGCGACUGUGAUCCGGGAUGCGUUGACACCGAGCUGACAGCGGAGCAGCAGGACUGUGAGACGAGUUUAUCGUUGGGUUUUUUCACAAGACCCCCCUCACACGUUUCCUCCCACAGCCAGGAGUCAGCUCUUCCAUCUUCCCCCAGCAGAAUGGUCCUGGAGCACAGCUGCACCUCCCGCUCCUCCGAGGUUUCGGGUGUAACAGAGUCAGCCAGAAAUAUGCCGACAUCUCCCAGCAGCCUCGUGGUCAAACAAGAGCCAUGUGACGUCGACACGGUCUUAAUCAAGUGGGAGAUGAAUGAACAUCAGCAGAGCACGGGCAGUCCGUGUCAGGACAAAGAGAGUCUCAGUGUAAAAAAAAAAAUGGAGACCGGAGAAGGAAGGACGUUCAGGGAGAAACCACAGGCAGACCCGGGCGGAGCUGCAAUGACUGAGGCAGAGCACAUGAGGAACAAGAAGAAGAGCGUGCCAAUGUCGGACCUGCCAGAGGAAGCUCAGAGACUGAAGAGGGCAGCCUGGAGAGCAGCUUCCAGACGAUAUUAUGCUCGAAAGAUAGCUCGCCAGCAGGCAAACCCAUCACGAUCCAGCCCCUUCCCCCACAUCGCAAACUCUCAGUAUUCACAGCCCAGCUCUUUUGUGGAUAAGAGGAGGAGGACACUGAUAUCGGAGCUACCCGAAGAGUCUCAGACGCUGCAAAGGGAAGCUUGGAGAGCCGCAUCCAGGAGGUACUACGCUAGAAAAAUCGCUCGGCACCAGACGGAGACGACACAGUACAGAAACCUGCUGGAGAACAUAAACCCAUCUGGAGACACGCAGGCACCCAACAGGGAAGGACCUCACAUGAACACUGGAGGAAUAAUGUGCAGCUGAUAGACAGCAGUUUUACAUUUUAGAUGUUUCUGUUCAGCAGAUUGGAGGGUCCCUUUUACCGCGGUGUGAAGAAUAAUGAAAUCUGACUGUUUGUGUUUUGGUGGCUUUGAAUUAAUGAUGGGAAUUGUCUCAGGUCUGAAUAACAUGAACCUGGUGUUUCAAAUGA